Messenger RNA from Camellia sinensis, 1661 nucleotides. RefSeq names its product patellin-6. The record is from RefSeq and is a predicted model, not a curated record. Gene Ontology annotation, molecular function: lipid binding. Lineage: Eukaryota; Viridiplantae; Streptophyta; Magnoliopsida; Ericales; Theaceae.
UCUCUCUCUCUCUCUCUCUCUCACUUCUUGUCGCUUUCUCUUUCCAUGCCCCUUCUCUUCGACCAACCUCUGUAAAUUUCGCUCAGAGAAUCGAAACCGGAGCUUCUCUGAAUAACCAAAUCUCUUUCCUUACUUUAUCAUCAUCUCUCUCUAUAGAAAUUGCAUUUGGGUCUCACGCAAAACCUCCGUUGAUGGAAUCCUCAUCACCAAUCUCAAUCCAACAGACUCUCCACCAAGACCCAAAUCCCGAAUCCUCCCCAAAACCACUUCCCUACAAGAAAAGCUUCGUCACUUCUCUAAUGGAGGCCGCUACACUCCGAACCCCCUCUUUCCGUGAAGACUCUUAUUUUGUUUCCCACCUCAAAUCCUCCGAACGCAAAGCUCUCCAAGAGCUUAAAGACAAGCUCAUGGCUUCUCAUGGUCCAGACUCCAUGUGGGCCAUCUCUCUCCUCUCCAAUGACGACAAAUCAGAUGUGAUUCUCCUCAAAUUUCUCCGAGCCAGGGACUUCCGAGUCACUGACUCGCUCCAAAUGCUUCUCAAGUGCCUCCAAUGGCGAAAAGACUUCGAAGCUGACACCAUUUUAGACGAAGAUUUGGGGUUUAAAGAGCUUGAAGGUGUUGUGGCUUAUAUGCACGGUUUUGACAGAGAAGGACACCCAGUUUGUUACAAUGCUUAUGGGGUUUUCAAAGAUAAGGACAUGUAUGACAGGAUAUUUGGGGACGAUGAGAAGCUCCAGAAGUUUCUUCGAUGGAGGGUUCAAGUUCUUGAAAGAGGGAUUAAGCUUCUGCAUUUCAAACCUGGUGGGAUUAACUCGAUUAUUCAAGUCACUGAUCUUAAAGACAUGCCUAAAAGAGAGCUCAGAGUUGCUUCCAAUCACAUUCUCUCUCUGUUUCAAGAUAAUUACCCUGAAAUGGUCGCUCGUAAGAUAUUCAUCAAUGUACCAUGGUACUUCAGUGUGUUGUAUUCAAUGUUCAGUCCGUUCCUGACUCAACGAACUAAGAGCAAGUUCGUGAUCUCUAAGGAAGGGAAUGCUGCAGAGACAUUAUACAAGUUUAUUAGGCCAGAGGAUGUUCCAGUUCAAUAUGGUGGAUUGAGUCGACCCAGUGAUCUGCAGAACGGUCCACCAAAACCAGCCUCCGAGUUCACUGUAAAAGGGGGGGAGAAAGUGAACAUACAAAUUGAGGGCAUUGAGGCCGGUGCAACAAUAACAUGGGACAUUGUGGUGGGAGGAUGGGAUUUGGAUUAUAGUGCCGAGUUUGUGCCAAUUGCCGAAGGGAGCUAUACCAUUGCUGUUGAGAAGUCUAGGAAGAUUGCCGCCACAGAAGAAGCGAUUCACAACACAUUUACAGCUCGAGAAGCAGGCAAAAUGGUGUUUUCUGUUGAUAACACUGCCUCCCGGAAAAGAAAAGUUGCUGCCUACCGAUAUGUAGUCCGGAAAUCCACAGCCAUCUUAGCUUAAUUAAAUGAAGUGACUGUUUUUGCUUUGUUUUGUUCCUUUUUUUUUCGACUUUUGCUUUGUUGGUCUUUUUGUUGAGGAUUUAUAGUUCAUGUUUGUGGACUUGUUAUAUCUACUCGAUGAUAGUACUAGUAUUAUGUAUAAAAAUGGUGUUUGCUUAAUAUAGAAGAAAAGCUGUGUAACUUUGCUUGCACUUUGUUCAUA